GCAGAGAAAGCAACUUUUCCUCAUUCGUUUUCUUUUUUAUGCUUUCUUCAUCUUUCAGUCUCUUUCUCAAUAAAUACUUCCUCAUGUUUCAUAAUGGAUACAGCCAAAUGUCAAAUUUUUUUUGCUCCCUCCCAUCCGGGUGCCAUAAAAAAUCCUUUCUUUAAUUGGAACCAACAAGCUUCCUGAUGUUUUAGUUGCAGAUGAGCAAAACUAUAAUGAUUCAGUUGUGGCGCUAUCAUGAUUCAGUUUAUUUUCUCUUCCCAUUUCGAAGAAGAAAAUACUAAGAAGCACCCAGCGCCCAAAAAAGAGAGAGAGAGAGAGAGAGCAAGAAAAAGCAGAGAAAGUGAAGAAUUUUGGAGUAGAAAAAGUAAAGGUGCAAGAGCCAAAAGUAAAAGUAAAAGUAAAAUUAUGGCGUAAAUCGUCAACGGUCACAGAGGCGUUUUGUUCAAAAUUCAAAAGUUGCGUGCCCGACCAGACAGCCAAACCUCAUUGCCUUCUUCACACCUCUCUGGUUGCUCUGUUUCUGCUUCUUAAAAGCCGGAGGUUUCCAGGGAAACUUUGCAACAAUCAAGUAUUUGGUUCCAGCUUUCUGUGAUGGUCUCCUUGGAGGAAGUUGUAGGAAUGGCAUAUGAUAAUUGAGAUAACAAUUUAUGGGGUUUGGAAUUUUGGAUUGUUUGUAUCUGGGAAUUCUAGGAAACCAUAACUUCACCGGUAGGAUGGUCUCAAAUGGUGAUCCGGGCCAUUUUCGGUCAGAUAAGGACAGACAGAAUGAACAUAAAGCCAGUAUUCUGACUACUCUUUCCACAUCACCAUCUAGGAAGGGGCUGUUAGAAAAAUCUAAUCCUCAUAGCGGAUCUAGAGAAGUUAAGACAACUAGUCCCAGCAAAUUAGCAAUCCUAAACUUAGGUUCGGCUAAACUUGAGGCGACAGCAGAGGAAAGAGAUGAAAUUUCCCAAUCUGCAUCUGGUCUGCUUGGAUGUUUGAAAGGGUUUUUUUCUGAGAGAAUUGAUUGGCCUUGUUUAUUGACAACCUGCAAAAAAUGGAUAAGCAACCCUUUGAACAUGGCACUUGUUUUGUGGGUAACUUGCGUUGUGGCCUCAGGGGCAAUCCUAUUCUUGCUAAUGACAGGAAUGCUAAAUGGCGUUCUACCAAGGAAAUCCCAGAGGAAUGCAUGGUUUGAGGUUAAUAAUCAGAUCCUCAAUGCUCUAUUCACUCUUAUGUGUUUGUACCAACACCCAAAGCGUUUCCACCACCUUAUACUCUUGUGCAGAUGGAAGCCUAAUGAUAUCUCUCAACUUACAAAUGUAUACUGCAAGAAUGGCAUUCACAAACCCCAUGAGCGGCCUCACAUGAUGGUUGUCAUUGUUCUUCUCCACGUAAAUUGCUUCGCGCAGUAUGCCUUGUGCGGUCUUAACUUGGGAUAUAAACGAUCUGAAAGACCGGCUAUAGGAGUAGGCGUAUGCCUCUUUGUUGCCAUUGCUGCUCCAGCCAUUGCUGGCUUGUACUCCAUUCUUAGCCCCCUGGGAAGGGAGUAUGAUUUGGGCGUUGACGAGGAAGCGCAAGAACAAAAGGUCAAGUAUUCAGAGAGGAGAUUCUGUUUUGCAUCAGGAAACGACCCGAAAAUUGUUGAGAACAGACCUGUUUGGAGAGGUGGGGUUUUAGAAUUCUGGGAAGAUGCUAAUGUAGCAUGUCUCUCUCUUUUCUGUAGUUUUUGUGUUUUUGGGUGGAAUAUGGAGAGACUUGGGCUUGGCAACAUGUAUGUUCAUAUUGCAACUUUCCUACUCUUUUGCACAGCUCCCUUGUGGAUAUUUAAUUUGGCUGCCAUUAACAUUGACAAUGAAGCAGUCAGGGAGGCUUUGGGGAUAACCGGGAUCGUGCUUUGUGUGUUUGGUUUACUCUACGGUGGCUUUUGGAGAAUCCAAAUGAGAAAGAGAUUCAACUUGCCGGCCAGUGCCUCAUGCUAUGGGAAACCAGCUAUUGCAGAUUGCGCGCAAUGGCUAUUUUGCUGCUGUUGUUCUCUAGCUCAGGAAGUUCGAACUGCAGAUUUCUACGACAUCUUGGAAGAAAAAUUUUGCAGAAAGGUGAUGGAUGAAAACGAGUCCCAACUCUCAACUUUACGUCGCGAAAAUGGAUUGUUUCAUCCAACAUCUGGGACAAAUUUUCAGUGUUGUAGCAGCCCUAGGCUUUACAAGCUGAAAACAGAAGACUCUCAAGGUAAACUUUCCAUAAAUAAAGACAUGGAUACCAGCAUGAAUCCCCCUGCUCCAUGGAUUACUCAGAGAGAAGAUGUCACCAUUUAGAGAUUGUGACAGGUAAGUUGAGCCUGCCAUUUUGAAUAAUACCAAAACUGAAGCAUUUCAUGAUACAGCAAAUUGACUUGACAGCAUGAACCAAACUAUUUUGUCCUGAUCUUUAUGCUGUCACACUGACACUCUGUUACAUUGGUGGUUCACAAUGUUCACCCCCAUCUUAAUUAUAUCAUUGAAUCCUAUUUAUCAGCUAAAUGCUGUUGGGCUUGUUUCUAUGUAUGUAGAUCCAAUGGAAUGGAACAUAUAUUUAACAAUAGAAGUAGA
This is a messenger RNA of Diospyros lotus (date-plum), 2573 nucleotides long. RefSeq lists its product as uncharacterized. The record is from RefSeq and is a predicted model, not a curated record. Gene Ontology annotation, biological process: sesquiterpene biosynthetic process. The transcript has 2 exons. The coding region runs from base 651 to 2300 and encodes 549 amino acids. Lineage: Eukaryota; Viridiplantae; Streptophyta; Magnoliopsida; Ericales; Ebenaceae. Gene Ontology annotation, molecular function: cyclase activity.